Molecule: messenger RNA, 849 nt
Organism: Paramecium tetraurelia
Lineage: Eukaryota; Ciliophora; Oligohymenophorea; Peniculida; Parameciidae
Exons: 3
Source: RefSeq, a predicted model, not a curated record
AUGUCCCUUAAAUCUCAAAGAAGCAAAUCAAAGCAAACAUAGAACUAGACCCUUGAUACUAGUUAUUAGAACAAGAGUCAUAGUGACAAACGUACUAGCAGAUUUUUAGCUAGCUUGGAGUUAAAUAAUGAAAACUCAAAUUCAAACUCUAAAUAAGAUAACCCUGAAAAGGCAUUCUUCAUUUUGUUGGAUGCAUGCUCAGAACUUGUGCAAUUACAUAAUGAUUCCCACAAAUAAGAAAUCGAUCAGGCAAUUAAAUAAAAUUAAACAUUUGAAUAAGUUGCAAUUCUUGUUCACUCAAAAUUAUAAUUACUUAAAAGGGAUUAUGUUACCAGUGAAUAUUAAUUGAUUUAAUUAAAAGAAUCUAUAAUCUCAAAACAAUAAUAAUAAACUUAGUAAAAUUCAUUUGACUUAUAUUAAAAAUUACAUGACUAGAAUUAAAGAUGGAAGCAACUAUACUUUUAAGAGGCUAGACAACUUAUUGAAGUCACUAAAUAAUAAAAAUAAUUUACUAUUGAGCUACAACAAUAAUUAGAAUACAUAAAUAUACUAGAAUUGAAAUAGGAGACCUUAGAAUAAAAGUAUUUAGAAUUGUUUGAAUUAAUUCAUAAUUCAAAUUAGAAUUAGAAUAUUGAUAUUAAAAAAUAUUGCAAUGCUUUACAACAAGUCUUAAAUGAUAAAACUGAAUUAUUAUCAGUUUAAUUGUAAAAUUCCAGAAAGCAAUGCAUUGAUUUAUCUAAACGACUUUAGGAUGAAAUAAUGAAAGUUCAAGCUGCCUAGGAACUCAGAAUUGUUGACAUGUAGUAUAUAAUGAGUUUAGAAAAUAGCAUAGAUUAAAAUAGUUAAUGA